GCUCCAGCGUCGCUCGCUCUGACCUGCGGCACCCAACUCCUCUUUCGACCGUCUAGGUGUUCGCAUCCCACAAACACACCGACAACAAGCCAAACCGACGACAACGACGAUAUCGACGAUAUCGACGGACUAUCCCGAUCAUUGCCGGCCAUGUCGACCGCCCCUUUCAGGGUCAAGGCCCUGUUCGAAUACUCCUCGCCCCACGAGGAUGACCUUCAGUUCCCCGCCGGCGUCAUCAUCACCGUGACCGACGAGGAGGAUGCUGAUUGGUAUACUGGCGAGUAUGUCGACGACUCUGGCGCCAAGCACGAAGGAAUCUUUCCUCGCAAUUUUGUCGAGAAAUUCGAGCCCCAGGCCCCGCCUCGCCCAACGAGAACUCGAACCAAGAAAGAGGCCGAGGUCACGUCCCCCAUCUCGGAGGCGCCCGCCCCAGUUCCUCAAUCCGAGCCUCAACCCACCCAAGAAGCUCAUGCCGAGGUCGAGAAACCUACGCCAUCCCCGGCCGCUGCCGUGCCUGCCUCGCCCGAAGCACCCGCAGCUCCCGAGCCCGAGCCUGUAAAGGCACCUGAGCCAAUCCCCGAACCGACCCCGGUAGCUCCGGCUCCCAGAACUGAGUCCCCCGCAGCUACGUCGCCUCCCAUCGCCAAGGCAGCGCCUGCUUCAUCAAAGCCCGGCCCGCCGCCCAAGCCGUCCAGCAAUGCCUUCAAGGAUCGCAUUGCUGCAUUCAACAAAGCCUCGGCCGCUCCUAUUACGCCCUUUAAGCCGAGCGGGCUAGCCCAAGGUUCCUAUCACAUCAAGAAGCCGUUUGUGGCUCCUCCUCCUAGCCGCAAUGCAUAUGUUCCCCCGCCUACGCAGGCACCGGUUGCAAAGGUCUACCGAAGAGACGAGGACCCGGAAAUUCUGGAAAGAGAGGCAGAGGCCCAGGAGAACGCUGAGAAGGCCGGCAUGGCUCCUGGUCCCUCUGGCGAAGAUGGUGAGGAUGCGCCGAAGCCGACCACCUUGAAGGAGCGCAUUGCUCUUCUUCAGAGACAACAACAGGAACAAGCACAGCGUAACGCCGAGGCCGCUGCCAAAAAGAAGGCUGCACGACCACCACCUAAGAAGCGCACCGACAGCCAGGAGGCUUCUGAGGAUGCCGGCGCUGCUCCUGCCCCUGCACCUGAGGGCGAUACGGAGGAGGUAGCAGGCCGGAGCUCGAUAGAUUCAGCUCGUGUGCCGCCCGCGCCCCGCCGCAAGCCUUCCAAGGGCCCUGCUGCCGAGAGCUACCAUGACGGCAAUGAAGCGGACAUGUCUGGGGCUGGCGACACUACCGAAGGCCCUGAGGAUCUCACCGAACGCGACGAUAGUGACGCGGCUCCACGGCCUGUCCUGCGGCCCCAAGUCGCUUCUCCUAUCGAAGCAAGAAAAGAGGAGGACGCAGCCGAUGAGCAGGGCGGAGAUGAGGAAGAAGAGGAGGACGAUAUUGACCCCGAGGUUCGCAGGAAGGAGGAGCUCAGAGCCAGGAUGGCGAAAAUGAGCGGCGGCAUGGGAAUGCACGGCAUGUUUGGGAUUCCAAUGGCUGCUCCAGCUAUACCCAAGAAGAAGAAGACAAUCGAGAAGCCAGUGGAGGCAUCGCCGACGGAGGAGCACGAAGAGGAGACAUCGCCUACAAGCCGUGUCGCCGUACCGGGCAUGAUGGCAUUGCCAGGGCUGAGCGCACCCAAACGUCAAGAAGAGGCUACUGAGCCUGAGCCGCCAACAUCCCCUAGAGCGCCACCUCCGCCUCCACGAACAAUUGAAGUCGACGAUGACAGAGACGAGCCAAUUACGAGCCCACCUCCCAGUCUCCCUGCCCGUGAGCCCGCAGGAGCUCCUCCUGUUCCAGGAUCCCGGCCCGCGGCGCCGCCCGUUCCCAGCGAUUCUCGACCCGCUACCUCUGGGCUCAAAUCUCCCAGUGAUGGCUCAGUAUCCGACGAUGAGCUAUCAGGAGGUGUCCUAGACACUCCCAAGGCCGAAGAAGCGCGAGCACCCCCGCCACUGCCGCCAGUUGCAACCGCCGCACGCUCGCCACCUCCCAUUCCCGGCUCCGAAUUCUCACCAACAUCUCCCACCAGCUCCUCGGGCAAGCGGAUGAGCAGAAUUCCGCCUCCUAUCCCUGGAGCUGCUCCUCCUAUCCCUACAGCACAAUCGCGACCGCCUCCCCCACCACCUCCAGGCGGUAGUCUGAGCCGUCAGUCGACGCAGGAUAUGCACGUCGCAUCACCCAUAUCACCACCGAUCAGACCUCCUCAACAGGGUGACGAUGAGGACGAGGCUACAGAGUAUGAGGGAGAUUACGAUACUGACAUUGCGUCGUCGGUUCCCCACAAAGACGCACUCAAAUCUCACGCCAGGGACUCCAGUCUCGACGACAACACGCCAGUCAGAUCACCCACAUCCCCAGCCCUACCACCGACCAUGCCGCCACCUAUCCCGACUGGCCCGCCGCCUAGAGCUGCUCCGCCACCGGUGCCGACGGCUGAUAAGCGCCGCUCUGUGGAUGUACCGCGAACAGCUCCUCCUCCCCCUCCGCCAGCAAGGGACGAUGACGAGUACGACCCCUAUAACUACUCCACCCAAAAGCUACCGUACUCUCAGCGUACCCCAAAGAUUGAAGAGGAGGGAUACUUCCAGGAUGAUGCUCCGCCGUUGCCAUCGCCGUCUCACACGAGAGCCCCGCCUCCCGCCCCUCCCGCUGGCCGGUCUCGCCAAUCACUGGAUGUGUCACGAGCCUCCAUGUCUCAGCGACGUUCUAUGGAUGCGCACCGACCGUCCAUGUCCACAGAAUCAGGCUUCAUCGCUAACAACGUCGAUUUGGCCAAGCAAAGUGGUUGGUGGCGUCAGGACAAGACGGUACCUCCCGUUUUCCAGGGUAGAAAGGACUUGUAUUAUGAGACGGACGACUCGACAUCAGGCUCGAUUGUCACACGCACCAUUUAUGUGCUCUUCCAAGAUUACUCGCAGACGAUCAUCACCGUGGAGUACGAUCAGAAUAACGCUGCCGAUGUUCAGCUGGAUCAACGGCAUGAUCCGCCUCCAAGAGCCUUGCGACAGGAUGAGCUCGAGCAAUCGUAUGAACGAUUUGGACGACCAAUCUCUGAAGCGGUCGUCUCCAAGAAGGAAACGAUUGUUGGCGACGGAACGCCGCAAGGCCUUAUUCAUGAACUCUUGAAGCCUUUCAAUGAUGCUCUGGCGCCAAUUGGAACCAGAGCUUAUGGCUCGCUCGUUUACUCCAACAUGGCCAAUGCCUCCACACAACAAAAUGACCAGAUCCGACCUGGAGAUAUCAUUUCCAUUCGGAACGCUCGGUUCCAGGGCAAACACGGCCCCAUGCAUGCCAAGUAUUCAAUGGAGGUCGGCAAGCCUGACCACGUGGCGGUUGUAUCGGAAUGGGAUGGCACAAAAAAGAAGGUUCGCGCCUGGGAACAGGGCCGCGAAAGCAAGAAGAACAAGGUUGAAAGCUUCAAGCUGGACGACUUGCGUAGUGGUGAGGUUAAAAUCUGGCGGGUGAUGCCCCGGAGCUGGGUGGGAUGGAACAGCCCGUCUUAG
Molecule: messenger RNA, 3567 nt
Organism: Colletotrichum tamarilloi
Lineage: Eukaryota; Fungi; Ascomycota; Sordariomycetes; Glomerellales; Glomerellaceae
Product: SH3 domain-containing protein
Exons: 3
Biological process (GO): protein transport to vacuole involved in ubiquitin-dependent protein catabolic process via the multivesicular body sorting pathway
Cellular component (GO): ESCRT-0 complex
Molecular function (GO): protein binding
Source: RefSeq, a predicted model, not a curated record